Coniosporium apollinis CBS 100218 is the source of this 756-nucleotide messenger RNA. RefSeq lists its product as uncharacterized. Gene Ontology annotation, molecular function: methyltransferase activity. The record is from RefSeq and is a predicted model, not a curated record. The transcript has 2 exons. Bases 1 to 756 code for a protein of 251 amino acids. NCBI's taxonomy places the organism in Eukaryota, Fungi, Ascomycota, Dothideomycetes.
AUGACGGAAAAAUCGGAGAACCCACACUACAUACUUGACAGUCAGGAAGAGGUGAAACGGCUGUCAAAGAUGCAUGAGAUUCUAAAAGAUGCGAUGGGUGGCUUGUUGCUGGUGCCGGUGGAGCUCUCAGCUGCGCCAUUGCGCGUUUUGGACUCCGCAACAGCAGAUGGGACUUGGCUCCGUGACCUCGCGUCCUCCAGCGGGUCUCCUGUAGCCCACACGCUUGUCGGCACGGACAUCAAUCAACACUACUUCCCAGAACAUCGACCUCCAGGCACAAUCCACCAGGUCCAGAACAUCAACGAACCGUGGCCACAAGAUUGGCACGGUACCUUCGAUGUUGUGCACCAGCGUUUAGCUCUCGUUAAUGCUGGACCCGUUGCGCAAACUGCGGUCACUCGUCUCGCGGAGCUAGUCAAGCCGGGCGGAUGGAUUCAGCUGAUUGAGGGAGAAAACGUUUCUGCAGAGGGCAAUGGCCCUGCCAUGCACGAUUUUGCGACCUUGCUGAAGAGCACCUUUGCCUUCAUGGGAGUAAGCUCCAAGUAUCCCCGUGAGAUACAUGCCUGGCUUCGGGAAGCCGGCUUCGUCGAUGUCCAGGAGCGCGUCGUGGAUGUGUAUUAUGGAGCAUCGAAUCCGAGUCCGCAAUUUGCAAGAAAUGGGAUUUAUUGCGUCAGCGGUGCUGCUUCGGGGUUGGUUACUUUCGCGAAGGGUCAGUCCAUGGUUGCCUACCACUCUAUAUCAAAGAGCCGAAGCUAA